This is a messenger RNA of Daldinia decipiens, 3523 nucleotides long. RefSeq names its product TRP-domain-containing protein. Gene Ontology annotation, biological process: transmembrane transport; fungal-type cell wall biogenesis. The record is from RefSeq and is a predicted model, not a curated record. NCBI's taxonomy places the organism in Eukaryota, Fungi, Ascomycota, Sordariomycetes, Xylariales, Hypoxylaceae. The transcript is spliced from 2 exons. Bases 743 to 2989 code for a protein of 748 amino acids.
AUGCCGCUAAGAGGUAGGUAAAUCGAGAAGGAGUAACUCAGAUAAUGGAAUAAUUAAUCAAUACGGAAAUGACUAGCCCCCUUUGUGUAUGUACGCGUUACCUCCCAAUUUUAUUCCACAUUCCCGCAUUCCUCCCCCCCUGCCGACCUCGAAACCGCUUGCUUUUCCUGUCCUUUACAUCCACCACCUUGAAAUGGGCGCACACAAUUCUCCCAUGCUUUAGGACCAGUCACUCGCUUUAACUCUCUCUUCUACACUAACUCUCCACUAAUUACUUCUCUCCUACAUCAUCGACUAGUUGGUGUAAAAUAAUACCAGGAAGAGCCCAUUCUGCGAACGGGUCGUAGUUAUUCUUUCCUGGCUUUUUCAAUUCCAACCCCCUUUUUUCAACGCCACUCGUUUUACGUAGGGAGGAUAGGUAGAAGUCUUCGGGACAGGCGACCGACCGGCCAAGAAGAAGUAGGAACAACCUCUCCAAACGUCCAAACGACAGAUUACUCCCGCUAUCCCGAUUUCCUCUACUCCUCUGGAUUGCGUUCGAGACCCUCUCGUUUGUUUGAGUGAGAACAAUCGACGAGCCUCUUUGUCGAUAACCGCCUAGACACGCUUACGAAUGUGGUUGAAUAACUAUCAACAAAGGAAAACAUAGCGGAUACAGCAGGUACCGCGUCGCCGGACCUCUUCAGGACAGAAGAGCCCAGAAACAACUUUAAUUAUACAACACUAUCACAGAUCAGCAACUAUGUGGUUGUCAACAAUAAGAUCGGUCGCGCUCUUGUCAGGGCUUGCGGCUCUUACUCCGGGCGCGAACGCUGCAGAGCCCAUGCUCAUCUCGAAUUCGUUGAACAAUUGCCAAGAAGAUUCGCAGUUUACUGCCAGUCUCUUCCAAGUUGUCUACACUCCGUCCAACAACACAGCUUUCCUAAACAUUGUCGCGACAUCAUCCGUUGAAGGAAAAGUCAAUUUCGAUGUUGACAUCUCAGCAUAUGGCUACAAGAUCAUUGAGACAACUAUCGACCCUUGCAAGGUCGGGCUAGCUGGUCUCUGCCCCAUGACUGCGGGUAAGAUUCCGUUGAAAUUCAACUUACCUGUUGGCGCGGAAGCCGCUUCUCAGAUUCCUAGUAUUGCCUACAACUUCCCCGAUCUAGACGCCACCGUCCGUGUUACCUUAAGAAUGGUCGAUACGAAAAAGAGCGUUGCCUGUGUCGAGGCCGAUAUCUCUAACGGCAAGACUGUCAACUUGAUUGCUGUUAAGUGGGUUCUUGCUAUCAUUGCUGGUUUGGUACUAUGUUCUUCAGCUAUUAUCAACGGCCUUGGUCACUCUAACGCUGCUGCCCACAUCGCUUCCGGCGCGCUUUCGCUGUUUAGCUUCUUUCAAGCCCAGGCCAUUCUCGGUCUAACCUCUAUCCAUUUACCCCCCGUUGUCCAGUCGUGGACUCAGGAUUUCCAGUGGUCGAUGGGCAUCAUCAAUGUCGAUUUCAUGCAGGAUAUCUUUACCUGGUACCAGCGAGCUACUGGCGGUACUCCUUCUACCAUUUUUGACUCUUUGACGACCGUUUCGGUGCAAGUAGAGAAGCGUGCUCUCUCAGUCCUUCCCGACGCUGCCGUUGGCUUGUACCGACGUUCGGCCGCAAUCCUUCCCCGCGGUGCCUCAUCGCUGAUGAAGCGCGGUAACGUGAUGACGGGCUCAGGCAGUUACCUCGUGUAUGGUAUCCAGCGUGUGGCUUUUAGAGCCGGUAUUGAGACGACGAACCUUUUCAUGACUGGGUUGACGUUUUUCUGUCUCUUCGUUGUCGUUACCAUUGGUGCCGUGGCUGCGUUCAAGGGUCUCUGCGAAUUGGCCGUGAAGCAAAAGUGGAUGAAAGGUGACACUUUCCUUGAGUUCCGCAAUGGAUGGCUCACGGUCUUGAAGGGUAUCCUGUUCCGACUUACUCUCAUUGGUUACCCUCAGAUGGCCAUUUUGUGUAUUUGGGAAUUCACGCAGAAUGAUUCGCCCGCUGAAGUAGUUCUAGCGGUGUUCUUCAUUAUUGGAAUGACGGUCACUCUAGGCUGGGCUGCCUCUAAGGUCAUCCGAAUCGCUCGUCGCUCGGUCGCUAUGCACCGGAACCCCGCGUAUAUCCUCUUCUCCGAUCCCCAGGCGUUGAACAAGUGGGGAUUCUUGUACGUUCAGUUCCGUGCCUCCGCGUAUUACUUCAUCAUUCCGGUUCUCGGAUAUUCUCUAGUCAAGGCCAUGUUCAUCGCCUUCUCGCAAGGCAACAGCACUGCCCAGGCCAUCGGAUUCCUCCUGAUCGAGGCUGCUGCUCUGAUUACUGCCAGUGUACUCCGGCCGUGGAUGGACAAGAGUACUAAUUCGUUCAACAUUGCCAUUUUCUGCGUUAACUUUAUCAACGCCAUUUUCCUUUUGAUUUUCUCGGAUGUCUUUAACCAGCCUCCGCUAGUCAAUGGCGUUAUCGGUCUUAUUUUGUUCUUCCUUAAUGCUAUCUUUGCCACCAUCCUCCUAAUUAUGGUUAUUGUUUCGACCACCCUGGUCUUCUAUCGCAAGAACCCCGACGGUCGUUACCAGUUCAUGGCUGAUGACCGGACGUCAUUCAUGAAGUCACAAUCUCAACUCACAGGUACUACCGAAUUGGACGCCCUUGCCGCCACCGCUCGCGGUGAUAAGGGGGGUUACAAGCACGGCUUAGACCUGGACGAUGACAACGAGUCGAUAUCCUCUGCUGAACUCCGCCGCCGUACGGAUUCGUCAAACUUGAACGUCCCUUCGUCAGCUCCGAGCAACCCAUACGGCCGCAACAACACAAGCUCGCCCCAGUCCCCAGUAGAUCCCUCGGUACCGCUAUUCCCGGCCGCCGGUAGUCAACAAAGGGCUCCGAGCCCCUAUGCCGGAUCUAGCACUCCCUUGCAACACCAGCACAGUGGCAGUCCUCCCUCAUAUCGAGCACAGAACAAUGCUAGUCCGUGGCAACGAGGUGCCGGUUACGAACACUAGGUAAUGGCUGUGAUACCGGAAGGAGGAUUCUACUAGCAGGACGUAGUCCGAGUGUUAAAAAUCGUACUAGGAUACAAUCAUGACAAUGGGGCCGGAGUUAAUACAGGAGGGUAGCUCUUUUUGAGAAGAUUCUGACUUGAAAUAAGGCGGUCGUCGAAUACCCAAUAGUACCGCUGAUGGAAAGUAGUGGCUCGGCCGACAAUCCUUUCCUAUGUUCUCAAACCUUGUAUUAAGGAAUCCGCCUUAUGACGCGGGGCGUUUAGCGCGUCAACAGCAUUCAGGAGGCGUCGUUAGGGAUGUGAUGUUCAUGCGAUAUUUUUUCGAUCAGCUGUACCAAACCCGAACUUGCAAAGUGUAAAUACCGCCCAGAGAACCCUACAAAGGGGAUAAAGAAUUUUUCAAGAAAUUCCUGGGAACAGCUGGGCUGAGGAGUUAUGGUUUUUUUUUGUACCUGGGUUAUCACCAAUUAUAGACCGCCGUAUGCGCGGCGGCAAGCUUGUCAAUAGCUAAUCAAUAAAUACGGCUUUUAACGAA